Molecule: messenger RNA, 744 nt
Organism: Paramisgurnus dabryanus
Lineage: Eukaryota; Metazoa; Chordata; Actinopteri; Cypriniformes; Cobitidae
Gene: sh2d1aa
Product: SH2 domain containing 1A duplicate a
Biological process (GO): regulation of immune response; regulation of signal transduction
Source: RefSeq, a predicted model, not a curated record
CUAUUAAGUCUGGGUAAAAAUUGACUUCCUUAAAAGAGGUCACAUCCUGUAUACUGUCUGUGUGGCGGUAUGUGUGUGUACAAUAGAUGCAGAGAGGCAGAAUGGAGGAUCUACCAGAGUAUCACGGAGACAUCAGUAAAAGAAAAGCAGAAGAGAUUUUGAGUGUGGCUGGCAGAGACGGCAGCUAUCUGAUCAGAGACAGCAAAAACUUACCGGGUUCUUACUGCGUGUGUGUGCUGUCUGGCGAGUGGGUGUACACCUACAGAAUCUUCAAACAAAAUGAUGGCUACUGGACGAUAGAGACAGCACCAGGGACAAAGCAAAGAUACUUUAGGAAAGUCAGAAACCUUAUUGCUGCUUUUAUGGUCCCGGACCAAGGAAUCAGCUUUCCGCUCCUUUAUCCUGUGAAUAAUCCAAAACAUCAACAAUAACACAAAGAUAAAAACCUGAAAACACAUAAUGUAUAUUUGUUGUAGAUAUUUGUAAAUCAUUGUCUUGUGUAAGUACAGUCUAAUGCACAGUUUGAACUGCCCAGUCGCUAUUUUGAUUUCAGAUUUGAAGGUUUUUUUUGUAAACAUGGAAAGCUCAUUUUCUCUUUAUAGAAUGUUGAUAAGAACAAGAGAAACGUGUAUUAUAAUGUCCAUCUUUGGUUUUCUGAGACUAGAUUCUUAGAUUAAAUUUUGUUUAAGUGUUUUAGAAUAAUUUUCAGUUAGCACUCCUGUUACAAUUAUGUUAAACAAUAAA